AUGCCCACUAAGCCGCAAAGCCAGUCGCGACGGCAGGCAAACGGCUCACGUGGAUCAUUUGAUAUAUUACCCGACAGCGAUUCGGCAUCGGAAAGUGAACGUGGACCGCACAGGUCUACUGGAAAGCAGCAAAAGCAAAGAACACUGGGACUCGCACGUGUGAACUCCUUACUCCUACCUGCGAAGCGGAGACCACGUCCAGCCAUCCGAAGAGAGACCGAAGACUAUGACAAGGAGAACGACGUGCCAGAAUACGCCACGGAUGGAUAUCGAACUCCAGAUUUAACACCAACAAGGCCGAAUGCCUCACAACCUCCAAGAACCAGGAUGGGUUACACUGCCGCAACACAGCCAGUGAAUGAUCACCAAGAAGAACAAGAGGAGCCCGAAAUCAGCUUGGAAGAAGAAGAUAGUUCUGAUUCACUAGACGGGUUUAUUGUCAGCGACAAUGACGAGUUCAGCUCCUUUGAGACUUCAGAUUCUGAGACGCCCGACACAGAAGAGGAACCUAGCCCGGCUCCAUCACCUGUCAGGUCGCCAAGAAAGAAACUCAUGCGUGGAAGAAGACCAAUACAAGAAGCAGAAUCAAACCCUGUCACGGAUGAGGAACCGUCAAUGGUACCGACGAAGGCGGCGAUAGAACUGAACCGAUCAACUGAGAAAUCCAAGGCACUCGCCCCAACACCUGAAGACUGCACACCAAAUCUCGCAACCAGUUCCAAAUCUACAUCCCCUAUCCGUAAAGCGGAAGUACCCAAGCAACACGUCGAUUCAAGCUAUCUUCUUUAUUCCGGCCUCCAAAACACCAGCGACCUCAUCCAACACCUUGAGGAUCUUGAUCUGGACAGUGACAAUGAAUCUACGUUGCAAACACAGCAAGAAUACCCCAACUCAGAAUCAGAGAAUGAACCACCGUCGAAACUACACCCAAGUCACAAAAGCCUACCACCGGUGACACCGUCGCACGCGAACUCUGAUAUUUCUAUCAAUCGCGCUCGCACAUCGGUUGAUAGUUCGCCGGCAAAGGAUAUUCCCAUGACUAUAAAGGCCAAGAAACAGGCCGAGGCGGCGCGCAAACGUGAAACCCGAGCCCAACUUGCCGAAUUCAACCAAGGAAAGAUCGGCUUUGCCGAAGAGUUCAUCCGACACCUUGACAAUGCCUUCAAUAAACAGAUUGCUCGCAUGACCGAGGAAACCGGCGGCAUCAAGAUCAUCUGGACGAAGAAUUUCAGAAACACCGCUGGCCGAGCAACCGUACGUUCGGAAAAAUUCCUCAGAGGAGAAGCCGGCGUAGAAGAACCCGGGAGACGGCGUUACUAUGCCACCAUUGAGCUCUCCGAGAAAGUCCUAGACACCGAAGACAAGAUCCUCUGCACGGUGACACACGAGUACUGCCACCUCCUCGAUAUCAUGGUCACUGAAAACAGAGCCAAGGGAACGGCCCAGCAUGGUGCCAGCUUCAAGCAAUGGGGUGAUCGCUGCGUCCGCGCACUGGAAGGUCAUCCCAUCUACGGGGGUCGGGUUGAGGUCACGACUAAGCAUACCUAUGAGAUCAACCACAAAUAUAUCUGGGCCUGCAAGGCCCAGGACUGUGAUUUCAAGGUCGGGCGACACUCGAAGAGCGUUGACCCAAAGCGUCAUUUCUGCGGCCGUUGCAGAGGUGGCCUCGAGCAGAUCCAGCCGGUGCCUAGGGCUGUGGCUCCGAGGGCUGUGCCGCCUAGGAAGCCUGUUGUCAAGGCGGUUGUUGCGGGUGAGCAGAAGGAGAUUGUGGUCAUAGAUCCUUGA
Molecule: messenger RNA, 1785 nt
Organism: Penicillium verrucosum
Lineage: Eukaryota; Fungi; Ascomycota; Eurotiomycetes; Eurotiales; Aspergillaceae
Exons: 2
Coding region: 1-1785 (594 amino acids)
Cellular component (GO): nucleus
Source: RefSeq, a predicted model, not a curated record